Punica granatum (pomegranate) is the source of this 6780-nucleotide messenger RNA. NCBI's taxonomy places the organism in Eukaryota, Viridiplantae, Streptophyta, Magnoliopsida, Myrtales, Lythraceae. The record is from RefSeq and is a predicted model, not a curated record.
GUUGCUCUCUUUGCUUCUUCACUAAGCUCACCUCCCCUCAUCACUUCACUCCCAUCUCCUUUUUUAAGCUCCAACUACUCUCUCUCUCUCUCUGUUUCUCUCCCCCUCCCUCACUCGAUCCCAUAUAUCUGUGUAGUUAUUAUAUUACUAAGGUCGCUGUCGGGUGUUUCUUUAAAUGUUGGGUUUUCAUCGUAUGCAUCUCUUCUUCUUCUUCUUCUUCUUCUUCUUCGUUAGUUCUCUGUACACUCUUCUUCUGUGGGUUCCCAUGGCUUGAAACCUCAGCUUUCUGGGAUUCACGGCCCUCUCGAGGAAAUUCAGUAGCUAAAGUAGACGUGUGUUUGGCGGAGUUGCAAAGAUGUCGCUCCGUCGUGGUUCUGAUCAGCCGCCGCAAAGGCGGAUUCUGCGGACUCAAACGGCUGGGAGUUUAGGGGAGAUGUUGGAUAGUGAGGUGGUGCCUUCUUCCAUGGUUGAGAUUGCCCCAAUUCUCCGUGUUGCCAAUGAUGUUGAGUCCGCGAACCCGAGGGUCGCCUAUCUGUGUCGAUUCUAUGCCUUCGAGAAAGCCCAUAGACUAGACCUCACUUCCAGUGGACGGGGUGUUCGGCAAUUUAAGACAGCUCUUCUUCAGCGUCUCGAAAGGGAGAAUGAACUGACCUUGCAAGGAAAGACAAAGAGCGAUGCUCGUGAGAUGCAGGACUUCUAUCAGCAUUACUAUAGAAAGUAUAUUCAAGCUUUACAUAAUGCAGCCGAUAGAGCUGAUCGCGCCCAACUCACCAAAGCAUAUCAAACGGCUGCUGUUCUCUUUGACGUGCUAAAAGCUGUCACUCAGACCGAGUCCGUGGAAGUUGCAGAUGAGAUUCUUGAAGCACAGGCCAAGGUUGCUGAAAAGAAAGAGCUGUACAGACCUUAUAAUAUUCUUCCGUUCGAUCCCGACAGUCAGAAUCAGGCCAUAAUGCGAUAUCCAGAGAUUCAAGCAACAAUAGCUGCACUUCGAAACAGCCGGGGCUUACCCUGGCCAAAGGGUCACCAGAAGAGACCCGAUGAAGACAUUCUGGAUUGGCUUCAGGCCAUGUUUGGGUUUCAGAAGGAUAACGUGGCAAAUCAAAGGGAGCAUGUAAUUCUUUUGCUUGCUAAUGUGCACAUAAGACACUUCCCGAAGCUCGACCAGCAACCCAAGUUGGAUGAUCGGGCUUUGACAGAAGUGAUGAAGAGGCUCUUUAAGAAUUACAAGAAGUGGUGCAAGUAUUUGAAUCGUAAAAGUAGUCUUUGGUUGCCCACUAUUCAACAGGAAGUGCAGCAAAGGAAGCUAUUGUACAUGGGUCUAUAUCUUCUCAUAUGGGGAGAGGCCGCGAACUUGAGAUUCAUGCCUGAGUGCCUCUGCUAUAUUUAUCAUCAUAUGGCAUUUGAAUUAUAUGGGAUGCUUGCUGGGACUGUUAGUUCCAUGACCGGCGAGCGUAUAAAGCCGGCCUAUGGGGGUGAAGAUGAGGCAUUCUUGAAAAAAGUCAUAACUCCAAUAUACAAUACGAUUGCGCAGGAAGCUAAAAGAAAUAGAGAGGGGAAAUCGAAGCAUUCGCAGUGGCGAAACUAUGAUGAUUUGAAUGAAUAUUUCUGGUCUGUCAGAUGCUUUCGCCUUGGUUGGCCUAUGAGAGCAGAUGCUGAUUUCUUUUGCCUGCCGGCUGAACAGCUUCAAGUUGAUAAACACGAGGAUAAGAAACCACUUACUGGGGAUAGAUGGAUGGGCAAAGUCAACUUCGUCGAAAUACGCUCAUUUUGGCACAUUUUUCGAAGUUUCGAUAGAAUGUGGGGCUUUUAUGUUCUAGCCUUGCAGGCAAUGAUUAUUGUUGCCUGGAAUGGUUCAGGAAAACUAAGUUCCAUAUUUGACGGCGAUGUUUUCAAGAGAGUUCUGAGUAUAUUUAUCACUGCUGCAAUAUUGAAGCUUGCUCAAGCUGUUCUUGAUGUAAUAUUAAGUUGGAAAGCAAGGAAGAGCAUGUCCAUGUAUGUUCAACUCAGAUACGUCUUGAAGGUCAUUUCUGCAGCAGCCUGGGUUGUCAUUUUACCAGUAAGUUAUGCGUAUAGCUUCAAGAAUCCUCCUGGGUUUGCACAGACGAUCAAAGGUUGGUUUGGGAAGGGAAAUGGCUCCCCUUCCUUGUUCAUCUUGUUUGUUCUCAUCUACUUGUCUCCAAAUAUGCUCUCGGUGCUGUUAUUCUUCGCUCCAUGGAUUCGCCGAACCCUUGAGAGGUCAAACUACAGGAUCGUGAUGCUCAUGAUGUGGUGGUCUCAGCCUCGACUCUAUGUUGGAAGAGGAAUGCACGAGAGCUGGUUUACGCUCUUCAAGUACACGCUCUUCUGGGUUCUUCUUGUAGCAUCGAAACUAGCUUUCAGCUACUUUGCUGAGAUUAAACCUCUAGUGGAUCCGACGAAAUCUAUCAUGCGAGUUCAUAUUUCACACUUCAAGUGGCAUGAGUUCUUUCCCCAAGCAAAGAACAACAUUGGGGCUGUGAUUGCAAUUUGGGCUCCAAUAAUGCUUGUUUAUUUUAUGGACACUCAAAUUUGGUAUGCUAUAUUCUCCACUAUUUUUGGUGGCAUAUAUGGCGCAUUUCGUCGUCUCGGAGAGAUUCGAACGCUGCGAAUGCUGAGGUCUCGGUUUCAAUCGCUGCCUGGUGCAUUCAAUGCAUUCCUGAUUCCAGUGGAAAAGGUCGAGGCACCCAAGAAGAGGGGCCUGAAAGCCACUCUAUCUCGGAAGUUUGUGGAGAUCCCUUCAAGCAAAGAGAAGGAAGCAGCGAAAUUCGCUCAGCUAUGGAACAAGAUAAUCAGUAGUUUCCGGGAUGAGGACCUCAUAAAUAAUAGGGAAAUGAAUCUGCUGCUUGUCCCUUACUGGGCCGACCAGGAUUUGGAUAUCAUCCAGUGGCCUCCAUUCUUACUUGCUAGCAAGAUCCCUAUAGCAGUGGAUAUGGCGAAAGAUAGCAAUGAAAAGGACCGAGACAGAGAGCUGAAGAAGAGAUUGCAGGCUGACAAUUACAUGCAGUGCGCUAUUCGAGAGUGCUAUGCUUCGUGUAAAAAUAUCUUGAACUUUUUGGUCAAGGGCCAACACGAAAAAAGGGUAAUAAAUGAAAUCUUCGCCAAAAUCAACGAGCUAAUUGAGAGCGAUGCUUUGAUAAGCGGCCUCAACAUGAGCAACCUCCCCAGCCUGUACGAACAUUUUGUUCAGCUCAUUGAGUAUUUGAUGACAAACAAAAAGGAGGACAAGGAUCAGGUUGUGAUCGUGUUGCUAAAUAUGCUGGAGGUGGUGACCAGGGACAUCAUAGAAGAUGAGGUUCCGAGCAUGGUUGACUCCAGCCAUGGCGGUUAUAUUGGUAAACCCGAAGCAAUGACCCCUCUGGAUCAACAGCAUCAGUUUUUUGGCGACCUCAGUUUCCCAGUCAAUCCAGAAGCAGAGGCUUGGAAGGAAAAAUUACGGAGACUUCAUCUGUUGCUUACGGUGAAGGAGUCAGCCAUGGACGUGCCAGCCAACUUGGAAGCUAGAAGGCGCAUUUCUUUCUUCUCAAAUUCGUUGUUCAUGGACAUGCCAUGCGCACCUAAAGUUCGGAACAUGCUUUCAUUUUCGGUCUUGACGCCUUAUUACACGGAAGACGUUCUUUUCACCAUAAAUGGACUUGAAAAACCAAAUGAAGAUGGAGUAUCGAUACUUUUUUACCUGCAGAAGAUUUUUCCAGAUGAAUGGACAAACUUUCUUGAGCGGGUGGGUUGCAGCAGUGAAGAAGGGCUCAGAGAGUCUGAAGAACUGGAAGAACAGCUCCGACUGUGGGCCUCGUAUAGAGGCCAGACCUUGACAAAAACCGUGCGGGGCAUGAUGUAUUACCGAAAAGCUUUGGAACUUCAGGCUUUCCUUGAUAUGGCAAAGGACGAUGAUCUAAUGAAAGGAUACAAAGCUGCUGAACUGAGUAGUGAGGAGCACUCGAAGAGCGAAAGGUCACUCUGGGCACAGUGUCAGGCAGUAGCGGAUAUGAAAUACACCUAUGUCGUCUCUUGUCAGCAGUAUGGUAUUCACAAGCGAGCAGGAGAUCCUCGUGCCAAAGACAUUCUGAAGCUUAUGACAACAUAUCCGUCACUACGUGUUGCAUAUAUUGAUGAGAGAGAAGAGCCGAGUAAAGACGGAUCAAAGAAGACAGUUGACAAGGUUUAUUAUUCAGCUCUCGUUAAGGCAGCUUUACCAAGCAAGUCUAUUGACUCCUCAGAACCGGGGCAAAGUUUAGACCAGGAAAUUUAUAGGAUAAAGCUUCCGGGUCCUGCAAUGUUAGGCGAGGGGAAGCCCGAAAAUCAAAACCAUGCAAUUAUUUUCACCAGAGGAGAAGCCUUGCAGACGAUAGACAUGAAUCAGGACAAUUACAUGGAAGAGGCCUUCAAGAUGAGAAACUUACUGCAAGAAUUUCUGAUAAAGCAUGAUGGCGGGCGAUACCCCACAAUUCUUGGACUUCGCGAACAUAUAUUCACGGGCAGUGUUUCAUCUCUCGCGUGGUUCAUGUCAAACCAGGAGACUAGUUUCGUAACUAUCGGUCAGAGAUUGUUAGCAGACCCAUUGAAAGUUCGGUUUCACUAUGGUCAUCCCGAUGUUUUUGAUAGAUUGUUCCACCUCACCAGAGGUGGAGUUAGCAAAGCUUCCAAAGUCAUCAACUUGAGUGAAGACAUCUUCGGAGGUUUUAAUUCCACGUUACGCGAAGGGAAUGUCACUCACCACGAGUACAUACAAGUCGGUAAAGGAAGGGAUGUCGGUCUUAAUCAGAUCUCAAUGUUCGAGGCAAAGAUAGCCAACGGGAAUGGUGAGCAGACACUGAGCCGCGACAUUUACAGGCUGGGUCAUCGGUUCGAUUUCUUCCGCAUGCUGUCAUGUUAUGUCACCACGGUCGGGUUUUACUUUAGCACUAUGCUGACAGUGCUCAUAGUCUACAUCUUCCUUUAUGGACGUCUCUACCUCGUCCUCAGUGGCUUAGAAGAAGCAUUAAGCACGGAGCCAGCGUUCCGUGACAACAAGCCUCUCCAGGUAGCCAUGGCCUCUCAGUCAUUUGUGCAGAUCGGUUACCUGCUGGCCCUUCCAAUGAUGAUGGAGAUCGGUCUUGAAAGGGGAUUCCGGAAUGCGCUGAGUGAUUUCAUAAUGAUGCAACUCCAGAUGGCCCCUGUGUUCUUCACAUUCUCACUCGGGACAAGGACGCACUACUACGGGCGGACCCUGCUUCACGGCGGGGCCGAGUAUAGAGGAACAGGCCGUGGUUUUGUUGUGUUCCACGCCAAGUUCGCGGGGAACUACCGGUUCUACUCCCGGAGCCACUUUGUGAAGGGGUUCGAGCUCAUGAUCCUCCUCCUAGUGUACCACAUUUUUGGCCAGUCUUAUCGUGGCUCUGUUGCAUACAUCUUGAUCACGAUAUCGAUAUGGUUCAUGGUGGUGACAUGGCUAUUUGCGCCCUUCCUUUUCAAUCCAUCGGGCUUCGAGUGGCAGAAGAUUAUUGAUGAUUGGAACGACUGGAACAAGUGGAUAAGCAAUCGGGGAGGGAUCGGUGUGCCUCCUGAAAAGAGCUGGGAGUCUUGGUGGGAGAAGGAGCAGGUGCAUCUGAGACACUCGGGGAAGCGGGGAAUUAUCAUGGAGAUUCUACUGUCGAUUCGGUUCUUUCUAUUUCAGUAUGGGCUCGUGUAUCAUCUGAAUAUCACCAAGGGUACACAGAGUGUCCUGGUCUAUGGUGCUUCAUGGCUCGUGAUAAUUUUCGUAUUGCUCAUAAUGAAGGCCGUGUCAGUGGGAAGGCGCCGACUCAGUGCGGACUUCCAGCUGCUGUUUAGACUGAUAAAGUGCCUCAUCUUUCUUACCUUCUUCUCCGUCUUCAUUACAUUACUGGCAAUUCCUGCUGGCCUCAAGGCUCGUGACAUCAUCGUAUGCAUCCUCGCAUUCGGACCCACUGGAUGGGGCCUCCUUCAGAUUGCACAAGCGUGUAGACCAUUGGUCCAGAGAGCCGGCAUCUGGGGAUCAGUUCGUACCCUUGCUUGCGGGUACGAGAUAUCAAUGGGAAUGCUCCUGUUCACGCCCAUUGCAUUCUUGGCUUGGUUCCCGUUCGUUUCGGAGUUCCAAACAAGGAUGCUCUUCAACCAAGCCUUCAGCAGAGGCCUGCAGAUCUCCCGAAUCCUUGGCGGCCCCCAGAAGGACCGCUCCUCCAAGAACAAAGAAUGAGCUAAUAAAUAUUUGCUUAUACGUAUUUUGGUGAUUGGCAACCUUGUGCAUAUACGUUGAUAGCAAUUAGCAUGUACCAUUGUGAGAAUGUUGGGUAUCUAUAGAUAUACAUGGAUACCUAUACAUGCACAUAUAUAUCGGACAGAAGAUGUACAUAUUAGAAAGAUCAUGUAUGAUCUUUAAGGUAUGACUUAAAUCUUUGCUUGCUUUAAGUAAUUGUGUAGCCUGAUCGAUCCUCGUCAUGGAACGUCUUUGAUAUCGAUUUGAUCUUAUCUGAUGGAGCUAAGCUCUACGGGCGGUGGUGAUUCGGAGGAGGAUGAUGGAGAAGCGGUGGAGGUGUGGCCGUGCACGGCGGCGCCAGUUGGUGAGUGUUCGUUAGGGAGAGAGAGUGAAGGGGGCGAAGAGAAAAAUUCUAGUGAAGGGCUAGUCAGUAAAGUGCUUGAGAUAUUAAUAGGCUCUCUCAAUCGAUAUGUGGUUUGUCAGUCAGUUCGGUGAGUUAAUUGCUGGGGUGGUCAUUUAUUAGUAUUCUUGAAUAAUGUCUAUAUUAAUAUUCAUCGCAAAUAUUUGUUCAA